Messenger RNA from Linum tenue, 1543 nucleotides. Lineage: Eukaryota; Viridiplantae; Streptophyta; Magnoliopsida; Malpighiales; Linaceae. The record is from the annotation of a GenBank genome assembly.
CUGCUCUGAAGAUCACAGCUCCGUUGCCAAUCCAUGGAGAAUUGGUAAGUACAGGGUCAGCGGCUUCUUUCUUCUGCUCGUGGCUGCAAAUCCAAAAGAUGAGAGUAGUGGGCACAGUUCUACAGAGAUUCUCCAUUGGGUCCUCCUCCAAGCUCCCAAGCACCACCGUCUCCUCCUUUCUUCUCCUUUCUCCAAGAUGUCAUCUUCUGGGCAGGGCGGUUUCAUCUUCGGCAUUUUGGUCUAAUAAUGCUUCGCUGUUUCCGGGCAAGGAGAGAUGUGCGGAGAAGGAUCAUAUGGGCAACUUCAGAAGAAGGAUAUGGACAUCCCCUGUUGUUUGUAUGGGCCGGCGUUCCAGCAAAAUUGCUGGCAGGAAGGGAGCUCAAGAUGCCAAGAAGGCGAAGCUUUAUUCAAGGAUUGGAAAAGAAGUCGUAUCUGCUGUAAAGAAGGGUGGUCCAAAUCCGAUUUCAAAUACAGCUCUUGCUGCUGUACUUGAGAAAGCCAAGGAGCUUGAUGUACCCAAGGAAAUUAUGGAGCGCAAUAUUAAGAGGGCUUCCGAGAAGGGGCAAGAGGCCUACAUUGAGAAAAUUUAUGAGGUGUAUGGCUAUGGGGGAGUGAGCAUGGUUGUGGAAGUGUCGACAGACAAAGUAAAUAGAUCCGUGGCGGCUAUUAGAGAGGUGGUUAAGGAUUAUGGAGGGAAGAUGGCAGACUCAGGAUCUGUUAUGUUCAAGUUCAGACGUGCUAGGGUUGUGAACGUGAGAGCGAACGAUGCUGAUAAAGACCAGCUGUUCAACAUUGCUUUAGAUGCUGGUGCUGAGGAUGUUAUUGAACCUUCGGUUUAUGACGAUGAGAGUGAUGAAGAUAUGUCCCAAAGCUACUACAAAAUUGUGAGCUCGACAGAGAAUUAUGCGGCCAUAUUAUCAAAGCUGCGUGAAGAAGGAAUUGCUUUUGAGACAGAUAAUGGUUCCGAACUGAUUCCCAUAGCAAAUAUUGAGGUAGACGACGAGGCAGUAGACUUGAACAGAGAGCUCAAGUCCAAACUGCUAGAGCUUGACGACGUGGAUGCCGUUUACACAGACCAGAAAUGAUGCUCAUCGAGAGACCCUUAUCAAGCAGACUGUUCACCUCAUCAGCUGAGCUCGACCCAUAUCAUAGUUUACCACAUCCAUUUACACUCUGCAUGUCGUUUAUAGCAACAGGGUCGUCGUCGUUGUUGUCAUCCUCAGAAGUCAUCAUGCCUUUGUUUUGUCUCAAAGUGAUUGUCUUAUCCACUCUACCGCAGGCAUUCCGAUUGAUUCGGUAGGAAUUUCUAGUUGAAUAAUGCCAAUCAAUGGCCAAUGCUAUUUGCAGUGAAAAGGAUGGGGCUUUGUCAGUUUACCUUUAACGUUGAGCAGAGCUGGCCGCCGGCAAUGAUUUUCGUUUCUUACUUACCCUCUGUGUUUGACUUGAUAGUGUAUUUUAGUUAAAAAUAUCUGCGAUUUAACAGAAAGUUAGUAAUUGACAUUAUAUGCAUUCUUACAUAAUUCAUGACUGCUACAUCUUUCUA